UUGUUUUUGAUGCUUUUUAAAAGUUUUUCUUAUAUGUUUCCCUUAAAGUAUUAUCUUAAAGUUUAUCUGAAAGUUUGUUUUAAUGGGUGUUUUAAUGUUUGUUUGGAUGUUUGUUUGUUUAAAUGUUUGUUUGUUUGGAUGUUUGUUUGUUUAAAUGUUUGUUUGCUUAAAUGUUUGUCUAAAUGUUUGUUUGUUCUGAUGUUUGUCUGUUUAGAUGUUUGUUAGUCUAAAUGUUUGUCUGUUUAGAUGUUUAGUUUAAUGUUUGUUUGUUUAAAUGUUUGUUUGCUUAAAUGUUUGUCUAAAUGUUUGUUUAGAUCAACCAAUCCAAAAUGCCUUCAAUCUUCCUCUUCCUCUCCGUAUUAUGCCAUAUGGAAUUGUUGCUGCUGCAGUCGGUGUCGCUUCUUAUUUUGUUCUGUGUGCUGUGAAUCCGUUUGGGAUCCGUAAACUGAAGGGGAAGGAAAAGAAUUGAGAAAAUGAAGAGAGAAAAUAAUUCAAAAAUUCUAUAGGCGAUAUAUUC
Meloidogyne enterolobii is the source of this 517-nucleotide messenger RNA. The record is from the annotation of a GenBank genome assembly. NCBI's taxonomy places the organism in Eukaryota, Metazoa, Nematoda, Chromadorea, Rhabditida, Meloidogynidae.